UUCAAGUAUCAUUGGUCCUCUGCUCUUCAUUACAUUGACAAUCCUGACAAACUCUUUAGUUACAGCUACAAUAGGGACUGCAAGGAUGAGAAGGGGGAGAAGGGGAGGUGUGUUGAUGGGGCUAUCCAAAAUUACACUACCCAGCUGCUUACUUACAAAUCUGAUCAGUCCUCCAAAUCUGGCUUUCGCCUGACAGAGGCCCUUCUCUUCCUUUCCCAUCUCAUGGGAGAUAUCCACCAGCCGCUUCAUGUUGGAUUCACUUCAGAUAAAGGAGGCAACACCAUUAACAUUCAUUGGUACAAAACGAAGACUGUUCUCCACCAUGCAUGGGAUGACAACAUAAUAUAG
Messenger RNA from Linum tenue, 348 nucleotides. The record is from the annotation of a GenBank genome assembly. NCBI's taxonomy places the organism in Eukaryota, Viridiplantae, Streptophyta, Magnoliopsida, Malpighiales, Linaceae.